AUAUCCUCCAAGGAUUCUAAUUUGUAAUGCAGAAUUAAAAUCCCUAACAUUAAAAACUUUACGUAUAUGUUUGGAAAUUGAUUUUCAAAAUGAAUGAGCCAUUCAGCUCUAACGCACCGGAACCGAAGCUAGUAGGAGUUUGGACCGAGGGAGCCCGUAUUGAACCGAAAGAAUUCAUAAUUCCAAAGAAUUCACCAGAGUCCAGUGAUGAUAUACCAACUAUACCAGACCUGGAUGACUUGCAGGAUAUUCUGGAAAAGGAGAUAGCCAAACCACCCCCCUUGGACCGCAAAGACAGUGAAACCGUGAACACCCUGGCUGCCGUAGGCGAUGGAUACUCUGGCUCUGCGGAUGGAGUGGAGGCCGCGCUGGCAGCACUGCGCGCGCGUGUACCCGUAGUCCAGUCAGCUCCUGAUGCUGUCUGGACCAUCGACUCACUACUAGCACAAUUGGCUGAGGAGGGGACUGACCAGGAUUAGGAAGUUGAUUGCAAUACUGUUUAUUUAUUCUUUGUCACCAUGGUAUGUCUUCAAGGAAAGAUAAAAAAAACAACAAGUCCCUUGCACACAUGUGGCUAGAAUUGACAUAAUAUAUCGUCGGGUGACAAGCAAAAGUCACUAACUAACACCAUUGAAAUUAUUGAACAAUAAACCGUGUUAGAAAUGUAAUAAAGUGCAUUGUUACUUUAAUUUUUUGAUAGUACUUAGUGACUUUUGCUUGUCACCCGACUAUAUAAUAUGUGACUUAUAGAGCUUUAUCACCUUAUCCUCUGACAUAAGUAUUAUCUGGUAUUAUUUUUAAUGAAAUUACUAUUUAAUUAUGAAAGUAGAAGUUAGUCUCCAACUAGGUUAGUAUUUAAAAUAAUUUUGUGCGGAAAUUGAUAACUCAUAAAACAUAGUACCUAACCUAGGUAUUGGGAGUUCUUUGACGCCGGUAUUUCUAGGAAAUAAAAAAAGUAAUAGUAUUUAGUAUGGUUUAUUUUAUUUGUGAUAGAUAAUUAAUAAUUUUCCGUCCAAUUUGUACAAUUAAACUAGGCUAAGGGAAUGAAUUUAUAAUAAAUUAAUGUUAAAUCUA
This is a messenger RNA of Cydia fagiglandana, 1074 nucleotides long. RefSeq lists its product as uncharacterized. Lineage: Eukaryota; Metazoa; Arthropoda; Insecta; Lepidoptera; Tortricidae. Bases 90 to 479 code for a protein of 129 amino acids. The transcript has 3 exons. The record is from RefSeq and is a predicted model, not a curated record.